Porites evermanni is the source of this 8691-nucleotide messenger RNA. The record is from the annotation of a GenBank genome assembly. Lineage: Eukaryota; Metazoa; Cnidaria; Anthozoa; Scleractinia; Poritidae.
AUGGUAUAUGCUUUCCUGAUCCAUUCUCUUGCUCCUGGUCCAUGCAGAAUAUUAUAUUCUUCGGUAUUUACACAUGAUUCUCUGGUAUGUAAAUUCUCUCACAGAACGUUGGUCGUUUUACUGUUGGAAUGAGCAACUUUUGAGAGUAUCCAUAGUCUGUGGAAAUAUUGGCUUUUCUUAGUAACUUGUUUAGAUCAAGAUGUUUAUUCACCCUUUCACUCCCAUGGCACUCUUGCGUGACCACAGAAAGGAAGGCAUUAUUUACUUCACGUUCCAGGGUGCAAAGAAAGUCAGUUUUACAGCCUGCCAUUCGGGCCAUGCCAGUAGUAGCUAGCAUGUACUAGCCCAUAAGUCACUUUAACUAGCCCCCAAACUACUUUCUGCCACUUUGGGAAAGUUUGAGCAUGAAAUCUUAGUCUGUUGACAGAAAAAGUCCAGGUCUUUUUUAAAAUGAGAUAUACAUGUACAUAGGAGACAAAUUUUGCCCUCUAUCUGGGAUAGAUAAUCUGAGUUGAUUGACUUAACAUAAAAAUCACCUGUCAAAGUUGCAUGAAUUCAUUAGUAUUAGUGCAGGUAAUUUUUUGCAUUAAGGGAUGGUGGUACAGGUACUGCCAUGGGCAACUUGUAGAGAGCAGCAUAGGUAUGGAUAAAAAUGGACACUGGGUAAAUUAAAAGGAUAUCUUGUUAUUAUAACUGUUUCAUUUCAGCCUGAUGGAGUUAUCAUUCAGGAUGAACGUGAAAGCAGAAAAGAGCAGUUGUUACAAGUUGCGCAGCGUGUACAGUCUGAGUAUUCAUUUCGGUAUGUGGCGUUGGGUGGUACAAGCCAUGAAGAUCUGUCUGGGUUAGCUUCAACAGAUGAGUAUGUAAUAAUAAUAAUAAUAAUAAUAAUAAUAAUAAUAAUAAUAAUAAUAAUAAUAAUAAUAAUCAGGGUUUUCAUUAAGAAUUCUAGUAGCAGGAGAAAGGUGUACAUUAAAAACCCGCAUACAAGAACACCCAUUCUCGGGUUUCAGGCUGAUUGGGUUCUUAUAUAUCGGGUAUUUUAGGUGAAAUCAGCGUGAAAGUGUUCUUAAGUGUUCCUAAUUUUUUAAUUCUAAAAAAAUGUAAGGGAUUUGCCAACUAUGAUGAAAUACAUAACUUUGAGAGAAAAUUAAACUUGAGACACACAACAUUAGAAAAUAAAUUGCACAACCGAGCUACAGACACUGUUCUAUUAAACUGAAAAGGGAAGAGUUUUUAUAUAUAAGAACAAUUUUCAAUUUUCAGGCUGAAUGUGUUCUUAUAUACAUGCUCCUUUUUUACCAAAUUUCAGCUGGGUGUUCUUAAUCCACAUGUUCUUGUAUGCGGGUUUCUACUGUACUGUCACACUGGAGAAUAUUUUGAAAGAGGCUCUACGUCUGAAUAGAAGGCUACCAGACCUUUGCUGGAGAAUUAUGUGUACUAUAGGAAAUGGAGAAUUCUUCGAUCUCCAAAGCCUAAUGAAAACCCUGAAUAAUAAUAAUAAUAAUAAUAAUAAUAAUAAUAAUAAUAAUAAUAAUAAAUUGUCACUUAUAUUUUGGAAGAAGGAGAAUUCUGAUACCAGAAAGCUCAGAAAAGAUUCCGAGCUCCAGGGUAGAAUCAAACUCACAACCCUCUGAGUUCUAGUUCAGACACUCUAACCACUGACCUAUUGAAGGCUCUAUGGUGGGAAUUCUUAGUGAGGGUGUGCCACCGAGCUCUCCAAAUCCUGACCCUUUUUCAGACCAAAAAAUUUCAUUUUCCACACCCGUUUUCAGACCCGGCCUUUAGGCAGAAAUUGUGUCAUCAUUACUUAAAUUAGAGUGCAAACAAAAAAUUCUUCAAAUGCGUUUUGUAUUUGUAUAUUACUUUCUAUUUCAUUCUUAUUCAUUUUUGAAACGAUGUUCUGCAAGCAUACAUUCCCGUAGUUCCCUCAAAAACCAUACCCGAUUCCAGACCAAAAUGGGCAAAGUGUAUACCUGUUUUUCUGCCAAAAAGGCUCAAAAACCACACCCUUUGGGGCAGCACAUACCUAUAUGGCUUAUGGCUCUUUUAUCAACAGAUUUUCUCACUUACUGACCCCCUGAGAAACCUUGUCCUGACAUUGCUUUUAUACCAUCACUCCUUAAGUGUGUUCAAAGCUGAGAUGACGGGUAUCAUGAAUAAUGUCUUUUUAAAAUAAUUAUGAACAUUUAUUUAUACACUUACGCAAAAAUAUUAAUCUUUGAAUUCCUGCCCUGCACAGAUUAUGCGGACGGUUAUUUUCUACUGCAGGUCAACCAUAUUCCACUUUAAGUGUCCUUUAAGUGUUGUAUUUUCAGCCAUUUGAGCCUGAGUAAAAAAAGAUUUUAUCUACUUUAGAGAAAUCAUUUUAGCCACAUAUUAUUUUGAUUGAAAGAGGUGUUAAGAACAUUACAACACUAAAACAAGGCUUAGUCAAAUUCAUAGGACUGUGUAGUUUUUCAUUGGCAGAUGCUCAAUUUUUUUUGUUUCAAAGCAAUGUAAUAGUCGAGAGAAACUUUCUUUAAGUCUGUCCUAUCUGGUUUAGUUUCUAAAAAUUAAUGUCUUGUGAACAAAUGUUGUGCAAUGGACAUUACACAGAAUGUUGUGGAUCUGACUGUCUAUGAGUUUGUCAAUGAAAAUUUUGUACAUUAUCAUAUAAUGUUUUAGGGAGCUAAUGUAUUACAUUUACCAUUAUUAUAUAUGACAAUUAUAUGAAGUCCUUGUAUUAUGGGAAUAUGAAUGCAAGACCCACAUAGUCAGAAAGAACACGACAGCAUGCUUUACAAAAUCCUCAAGUUUGAUGUUAAUCAGGUCAAUAAUUAUUGAACAAGAUAGAGUUAUUCAAGACCCCCAAAUGUUGCUAAGAAAAUACAGAGGUUUUCUGGUUAUCUAUACAUUUCGUUAGCAAUAAUCUGGGCCCAUCCCCUGUAAAAGUUAUAUAGCUGACCGAGUUAGAACUCUAAAUUUCCUGUCCAAUGUGAUGACUUAUGUUUAGUUUGUAUUUUUCACAGACUUCUGUCAAAUUUGAAAACAGGUUUUUUCAGGUAAGCAUUUUCUCUUAUUUCUGCUAUCUUUGUUGUCAUUCAUAAUAUUUUUCUAUUACUGGUCCCUGAUUGCAUGGUUGAUGUAAAUCCUCAAUAAGAACAGAUGCUAGUUGAAAAACCACCAAAGAAAGAUGCGACAGAAACGUAUUGGCGUAUCAAUCCAAAAGAAAAGCAAGUACAAAGACCUAGAACUGGAAAUACAGAGAAUGUGGCGGAUGAAAACCAAAGUGAUCCCUGUGGUAAUAAUUAUUGUUGGUGCACUUGGUACAACAGUAAAGAAGGGGAUUAUAGAAAACAUCAAGAAAGUAUCAGAGAGAGCUAUAAUAAUAAUAAUAAUAAUAAUAAUAAUAAUAAUAAUAAUAAUAAUAAUUAUUAUUAUUAUUAUUAUUAUUAUUAUUAUUAUUAUUAUUAUUAUUAUUAUUAUUAUAGUAAUGAAUAUAUAGAAGUAGCUGAGAGUUUUUUUAGCCAAUCAAAAAUGGAGUUCAAGUAUUUUGAAUGAAUCAUUGUUAAACUAUUUUUUAUUCAACUGGUAUUAUUUUCUCUCCCUAAGUAGACUCUCACAAGGAACUCCAUUUGCAGUGGAAAGAAUAGCUCUGUGGAAGGGACUGGCAAAGUAAGUAGAAGCAGUUUAAUUCUCUUUGAAAGUGUAGUAUCUGGGGGAUUUACAGGUUGUACAGAAUUUGUUGCUUUCCCAGAAUACCUUGAUAUCUUGCUUUGCCUUGGUCAAAGGGGUUGGUUGGGGUAGGUUGGAGGAGGGGAGGUAAUAAUGUAUUAAAUCGACGUUUCUUUAUAGUCACAUGCCUUCUAAGUUCUGAUUGAAUGUGCCUUUGAAAAGUAUUAGGAAAUUAAGAAAAGUUGCCACAUUAUGUUGCAAAAGAAGCAUUAUUAUUCAUUCAAAAUAUUUCUCGGUUUCUGAUUGGCUAAAAUCCCACGCAUAAUUCAUCAUAACCAUAACUAUAAUUUGUCAACCAAAUUUGGAAGAAUUUAAUUGUGAUAUGUGCAAAAUGAUGUCAAUGGUGCUGCAGAAAAUUGCCAGAUUAUUGAAGUUUUAACCUAGAAGACCUGGGGAUGAGGUCUAGUUGUUUUGGGUAGUGAGUAAAAAAAUGACAGAACAUUUGAUUCGUUUCACAAGGAAUAAAUAGGCAAGCUAUUUGCUAAAAACGUAGCAAGAACAGCAAUAAGACAACUCGAUGGGUGACAUCUGCUACUGGAGAAUAUUUGUAGAGCUGAACAACGCUUUAUCUCCUAAACUUGCCAAUUAACAUGCUCUAUCAAAGAUGAACUUUGAACAUUGAUGGAGGUAAGCAUGUUUUAGCUUGUUUUCAUACUAGAAUUAUUUUGAAUGAAUAAUUAAAACAAUUAUUGAAUCCGGCUUUCAUAAUUUAUCAUUCAAAGAAUUAUGGAGAUCUCAGAGAGUGUUAUCUGACGUUGAGAGUCUGUUAUAAAGGCUGCCAUUUUUACCUAUCCUUUGUCCCUUUGCCCCACCUAUGGCCCAAUCUACAAAAAAACUAACCCCUGAAGUUUGUAAAGAUGCCUUUGGCAUCAUAAAUCAUAAAAAUUAUUCCACUCAGUCUUUGUUCUUUUAAAAAUGCAAUUUUAUUGUUUAAUAACUGUGUUCCUUAGAAAGAUGUGGGUGCCUGGGAUGUCUAGGGGCUUCCACUUUUGCCAGCUAGCCCCAAGACAGAGUUAUGCCACAGUGCUUUGAAGCCUUCACAGGGCAAUAAACUUUCACUUGUUCGCUCGUCUGAGAUGAGUAGGUUUUGUACUCAGACAACUGAAACUCAUAAAGCACUUGUCCAGCUGGACGAGUAAAAUUUAUCUUGAGCAGAAACACUACAUCACCUCAACAGCAACUUCAACACACUCAAGCAGUGCCCAAACAGCUAAUGAUAAGCAGCCGAAGACAAAACUGCCACCCCUUCCUGUUAAUAAUUAAUAGUUAUGGAGUCUGAUGACAAUGCAUGACAGUACUGUAAAGAAUUACACUCACUUUCUCUUUCGACAAGUGGAUUUUAUGUUCGGACAACCAGAAUCUGCAAAGUAAUUGUCUGGUGGACUCGUAAAGUGAAAAGAAAGUUUUUUGUCCUGCUUGAGUGAUGAGUCUCCAUACCAAUGGGACCAGGUACCUGUCAUGCUAAUUUAUUCUUAAGUGGAAAAAUAAAAAGUGGGAGGGAUGGGCAGGUAAAUGAAUGAUCCAGAGGCUGGUAAACAAAGAACUAGAGUGGCCACCAAGAAAUGCUGUAUUAAGCUCAUGGAGCUGAGCCACCACACUGACGGCUAACUGACAACAUGUGACAGCUGUGCUCCUUAAUGUUGCUAUUUGUGUUAAAUUUCAUAUAACUUCAUAUUAAUUAAUAAUUUUUUUAAUGUUUUGUUUUACACAGAGUGAAUAAAAUUAUUCUUUUUAAUUAUUAAUAUUAAUGGCUAUGGUGGUCAGCUCAAUUAUUUUACCUGUCUUUUCCAGCUGUGGAUUCACUUUAAUUUGUGAAAAGGAUGAAAACCGCCUUGUUGCAGAGAAUGUUCUGAAUCUCAUAAUCAGACAUCUUCAAGAAUAUUGCCAAAUACUUCUACAGCCUUCAGAGGUACAUUAUUUUUUGUCCAAGUUUUACACGUAAUAUAUGCCUCAAGUACCCUGCCUCAGGCAUUCAGAUGUUGGGGAGUGAGUUAAAUCGUACACGGGAAAAAUGACUAUAUCUGAAUGCCUGGAAUGGAUGGCUAUGUCUUAAGUGACUUUCAACUUGCAAUAUCAUGAUUAUCAUAAUAAUACAGUCGAACCACCUGUAUUUUAAUACAUGGUCACCCUUUAUUAAGUGGUCACUUACCAAAGUCCUAGAAAUAGCUUCCCUUGAUUACUACCAAAUUAUUCACCUAAAUGUCACCUCAGUCUAUUAAGUGUUUGUGGUCACCUUAGUUUUCAGAGGUGCCAACAAGUUAUUUUUUUAGUCUGACUGUUAAUCACCUCUAUUAAAUGGUCACCUUGACGAAAUGUACCAUAUGCUCCUGCAACAGAUUCUUUGGGUUUCUGGGGAAACUGCCCACCUACCCCUCCCCUAAGCCAACAUUUUGCCCUAAGUGAGUAGUAAGUGAUAAUGAUGGCAUAGGGGAGGGGUAGGUGGGCAGUUUCCCAGAAACCUAAGUUGAUCAUUUUUUUUUACUUCCCUUCUUUUGGCACUUGAAGGGCUAGAAACAGUCUGAGGACAAUGUCAUGGGACACAUAUUUCACUCUUUCAACAGCUUCAUUUUUCAAAAAUUUUUUAAUACUGUUACUCAAAGGUUUUUCAUUAAGCUUUAUUAAGUAGUCAGUAAUCCAUUCCCCAACGUAUUUGGGUAAUACAGUUUUGACUGUAUCAAGGUUAAAAUAUUUGAUUAUUACAACUAGUGGGGGUGCCUAUCAUUGAUCUUAUUAAUAAUAAUUUUUAAUUUUUAUUGAACAAAUGAUUAAAAACCUUAAAGCACCGCGAUCCCGGGGGGGGGACUCCCAUAUGAAACAGAUGGGGAUGCUCGUCGGAAAUUUUGAAUUUAACCCCUAAAGGAGACCAUCUGGGCAUGGCUCAAGCUUUUUGUGACCCCUAAAGGAGACCAAUCUGGGCCUGGCUUAAGCAAAUUUUGACCCCUAAAAGGGACCGCUUAAAAACACACAAAUACGACAUGCAAUGAGUUUUAAUGAUAUAAAGACAUAAUCAUCGAAUGCUUUUAUCUAAAAGGCAUUGCCAUAAAUGCCAAGUUCUUCGCGGAACCCUAAUUGGCUUAAAAUAUUGGCGCUUUUCCCGCAACACCCUAAGUGAGACCAAAAUCCAAAAUUUACACCCCUAAGCAAGACGACAAGCAUCCCCGUCUGUUUCAUAUGGGAGUCCCCCCCCCGGGACCGCGAUAUAAUUAGUUAUAGAAAAUAUUCAAUCAAUCAUUGCGGAAAAAUUAGCCAUUUAUGUGAAAAGUAGGAACACACAGUGCCCUCAAUAGGAUUUGAACCCUCUGUAUUCAGGAUUUUAGUCAAGAUAAAAGGGUAUGUAGUUUAGUAUUACAAUUUUGUCUUUAGUUAUAAGUACCAUUGGUUGCAUCUAAGUGUGUACAUGUGGCAAAAAAAACAGGUUCUAAUUGGGUGCAAACAUGACAUGUUUUACCAUUAAAAAUGAGAAGUUUGGGGUGGCAUUCUAGACAAAAUAAUGAUCUCGUGCAAAGUAGGUGGCUGUCUGUCUGCUUGAUUGUUUUCACACAACAAACAAAAUAUUCAUCCAAGAAUUUUUAGACGUUACGCAGAAUUGCUGGACUUGUAAAACUCCAAAGAAAAUGUUUUUUUAAUCAUUAUUUUGUCUCUUUUCCAUGCUUAGAUGCAACCGACUUCAACAGAUGGUAAUGAUUUUAAUUUGUAGGCCAUUCUUAAGGCAGACAAGGUCACUGCUGUAAUGCAUCAGCUUCUUCCAGAAGGCCAGGUAAACACUGUAAUCUCUGUUAUGAGCCCCUAGCUAGGAGAGGGGUACAUGGGGCUUAUUUUCUAACCAGUUGUGAGAUCGUCGCAGAUGUAAUUUAACCCUGGCUAGUAAUGACAAUGAAGCAGCACCAAAAUCUUUGUUCCAGGCCCCCAACAGAGUGAACAAAUUACCAUAAAUGCGUUUCGACCUUCAUUUCAACUUCAUUGCCCAAUCAACAAUGGCUUAUUUAACAGGCCAAUCAUGGGGUGUACUCAAAUCCUGAUAUACAGAUGGUAGCCUAGAACAAGGAUUUUGGCGCUGUUGCAGACGGACUUAACCAGAGUUUAGUUUAAAAUUGUCUGUCCCGCAGGCUAGUUGUGGGGAGGAGUUAUUGGAGACGGGGUAUUAUUAUGGUUAGAGAAGGGGCAACAUGUUAAAAACUGGAGCACCAACUCUAUGUAUUUCAUUUUAUUACAUAUACUGUAACAGUUGCAAACUCAUUAAUCAGUCACCUAUCUUACACCAAAACUUUGAGUUGACAUUCAGAUAAUCAUACUUAUUUGUUUUCAAUAAGAGUUUUGUUCAUGUUUCUUGACUGUUAAGUGUAACAGUCAUAAAAUAUGACUAUUAUAGGGAAUAUAAAAUUAAUGCUUAUUACAGAAGCAAAGGGGGCUUGAAAACUGUUUAAUAUAAGAGGAAAGUGGAAAAGAGAUGUGGUACUGGUAAUGUUGGGGGGGAGGGGCUAAUGAGAGAUAUCACAGUAUUUGAUGCAUUAUUCAUCAUAAAGAUAGUCAAAGAGUUCAUAAAACACAGGGAAAGAAUGAGGUCAAUUUCUAACAAUCUGGACUGAGCAAGCUUGUUCGUUAAAAUGUAAAUUAUUAAUAAUUAUAGUGAAAGAAAAGGUCCGCACUCUUUCUCGUUUCUCAGACGUCAUUUGGCCUGGAAACCAGUUGUAGCGUCGCCAAAUGUUGGCUGUUUUCACAGGCUAUAGUUUCAGUUGCUAUCCUUUUAUUUAUCAUUGGUAACUCUCAUGCAUUUAGUUGUUGUUGAGGUUGACACUUUCAUUGGGAGUGUUUAUGUGCAAGCCUACAGACAUUUUUUUUUCUGUUAAAAUAUUUAAGAAAGUAGUUUAGAAGUUUUUUUAAUUGCUUUUGUUUUCUCCUUUUCAGCUGCUGUUUAUGAACAACCGGUUCUUGCGUCAAGUGGAAAAAGAGCUGGAACAAGUUGUCAAUGCUAAAUAA